Molecule: messenger RNA, 1255 nt
Organism: Cydia fagiglandana
Lineage: Eukaryota; Metazoa; Arthropoda; Insecta; Lepidoptera; Tortricidae
Product: photoreceptor-specific nuclear receptor-like
Exons: 10
Coding region: 1-1170 (389 amino acids)
Biological process (GO): cell differentiation; positive regulation of transcription by RNA polymerase II; anatomical structure development
Molecular function (GO): RNA polymerase II cis-regulatory region sequence-specific DNA binding; zinc ion binding; nuclear receptor activity
Source: RefSeq, a predicted model, not a curated record
AUGUCGGCGGCCGAUCGUCUAGUGUGCGUGGUGUGUGGCGAUACCAGCUCCGGCAAACAUUACGGCAUCCUUGCCUGCAACGGCUGCAGCGGGUUCUUCAAGCGCUCCGUCCGACGGAAACUCAUCUACAGGUGUCAGGCGGGCACUGGCCGCUGCGUUGUGGACAAGGCACAUCGGAACCAGUGCCAGGCCUGCAGACUCAAGAAAUGCCUCGCCAUGGGCAUGAACAAAGAUGCGGUACAGAAUGAGCGCCAACCUCGUAACACUGCCACGAUCCGACCAGAGACGCUGAGAGAUAUGGACCAAGAACGCGCUCUGAGAGAAGCUGCAGUGGCAGUAGGUGUUUUUGGACCUCCAGUAUCAUUAGCUAUGGCGCUUUCGCCGCAGCGGUACCCACUGCUGUCCCCGCACUACCCACAGCUACCUCCGCCCCAACCACAGCCGGACUCCUCGCGCGACCACGAGGAGAGGCACCACUCCGACAGCGACGAUGACAGUAUCGAUGUUACCAACGAGGAAGAUUCAACGUCCUACUCGCCGCCCGCCGCCAACCUCGCUGCCUAUCCUCAGAACUGCGGGCCUUGCAGACCGCUUGGAGUGGAAAGCGCGGCAGAGACAGCAGCCCGGCUGCUGUUCAUGGCCGUCAAAUGGGCCAAAAACCUGCCUUCCUUCGCUAGCCUCGCCUUCAGAGACCAGGUUAUACUGCUGGAGGAGGCAUGGUCGGAAUUGUUCCUCCUAAACGCAAUCCAGUGGUGCCUGCCGCUCGACGCGGCGUGUACGGCGCUCUUCGGCAGCGACCAAACUGACCAGGAAUCUGGAGCGGGCUCAGGUGUUUUGCGGCGACUGCGCGAGGUGCUGGGCCGGUACCGCGCAGUGCUGGUCGACCCGGCCGAAUUCGCUUGCAUGAAGGCCAUCGUACUCUUCAAAUCUGAGACACGCGGCCUCAAAGAUCCCCUGCAGAUCGAGAACCUCCAAGACCAGGCGCAGGUGAUGUUGAUGACGCACGCCCGCGCGGCGCACGCGGCGGCGCCCGCGCGCUUCGGCCGCCUGCUGCUGCUGCUGCCUCUGCUCCGCCUCGUCUCCCCGCACCAGCUCGAGAGGGAGUUCUUCGCCAAGACCAUCGGACAGACGCCCAUGGAGAAGGUGCUAGCUGACAUGUAUAAAAAUUAACUUUAGAUUGAUUGUUUUCUGUGAAGGUAAGAUUGGUGUUCGACAUUUAGCGCGAGAAACUGCGUUGUGAGACAAAAUGGUUCGU